Molecule: messenger RNA, 444 nt
Organism: Aspergillus thermomutatus
Lineage: Eukaryota; Fungi; Ascomycota; Eurotiomycetes; Eurotiales; Aspergillaceae
Gene: UBC1
Product: putative ubiquitin conjugating enzyme (UbcD)
Exons: 5
Coding region: 1-444 (147 amino acids)
Biological process (GO): ubiquitin-dependent protein catabolic process; protein polyubiquitination
Cellular component (GO): nucleus
Molecular function (GO): ubiquitin conjugating enzyme activity
Source: RefSeq, a predicted model, not a curated record
AUGGCUCUCAAGAGAAUUAACAAGGAACUCACUGACCUCGGCCGUGACCCGCCCUCUUCCUGCUCUGCUGGCCCUGUUGGAGAUGAUCUGUUUCACUGGCAAGCCACAAUCAUGGGUCCUGGUGACUCGCCAUACUCGGGAGGCGUCUUCUUCCUGACAAUCCACUUCCCUACCGAUUACCCAUUCAAGCCACCCAAGGUCAACUUCACCACUCGUAUCUACCACCCCAACAUCAACUCGAAUGGCAGUAUCUGUCUUGACAUUCUGAGAGACCAGUGGAGCCCUGCUCUUACAAUCUCUAAAGUGCUGCUUUCGAUCUGCUCAAUGCUCACAGACCCUAACCCGGACGACCCGUUGGUGCCCGAGAUUGCUCACGUCUACAAGACCGACCGCCCUCGGUACGAAGCGACGGCCCGCGAAUGGACACGCAAAUACGCUAUUUGA